UGUGCCUUCCUCCCCGCCACCACCACCACCACCUCCGGCCUCCACCUCCUGCUACUACUACUACUCCUACUGCUGCUGCUACUACCGUUAUAUCUACCCCACCCCUUGCUUCUGCUGCUGCUACUACUACUACUACUACUACUGCUGCCGAAACAGCGAGAGACUGAACCUGAGCUGCGGGACGCCCACUGCAUCCAGCCGGGGAGUCUUGCCAUGGCGGGGACGUGACAGGCACACGGCCCACACUCUCGCCUUCGGAACACCUGGGUACCCCUCACCCCUUGACCGGCUGAGACUGAGAAGGAAGGCAACGCAGUCACCCAGCUGGGGAAAGAAUGCCUCCUUUUCCCACGUCCCCCGCCGCCACCACCCCCUUGAGGACCCCAAGCACCGCCACCUCCGCCCUGCCUCCACCACGCCCCUCCACCACACAGUCUCGACCCCUCGUCUGACUGCAAUGCCAGGCGAUGGUCUCCACAGCUUCAGCUACUCACCCCGCCUGGUCCGGGGGUCCUUCCACACUCACGACACCCCCACCAGCGGCCUCACACCCCACCAGCAGCGCCCCACCCCCGCCGCCCCCCUCCCGGGAUACUGGCUCUUCCGUAGCUAUGUGGGGGGCGGGGGAGGAGGGGGGGCAGGGGGAUGCGCCUUCCCCUCCUCCAUCUUCAACCCCAACAAGGCCGUUCUCACCCUCGACGCCUCCACCAGGAUCCUGACAGCCAAUGACAUGUGUUCGCUGCUGCUGGGAGAGGCGGAGGAGAAGCUGUGCGGGGGCUCGAGGCGACUCACGGACUUCAUCUCCUGUCCCGCCACGGCCCGCUACCUCGCCUCCCUUGCCCCCGACAUCCCCGAGGAGGAGAUGAUCACUGUCGCCAACUCCCUCACAUCGCCGCCCCUUCCCACGCCCCAAGACCCAGCAGGGGUGACCGAUUUCAAGGGGGGAGUAGUGUUUAGUGGGCGAGUGGUGAGCGUUGAGACAGGUGAGAACGGGAGUCAGCUGUGCUCGCUAUGGCUGAAGGGACUGCCGCGGGAGGCUGGCCAGGAGCAGCGGUGGGUGGCGGUGCUGGAGCCUAUCGAGAUCACACAGGCUAAGGCAACAGUGGACUACAGCGGAGCCAUUCUGGAGCACGACGAGGCCUUCCGGACCCUCUUUGGCAUCCCCGAGGCCUUGCACAUCACCCACCUCGAUGAUAUCCACAACGUCAUCCCCAGCCUGCAGCUUCCCCCGACCCCCGCCUCAUCCUCGUCCUCCCCGCCCCUGGAGUUGGAGCAGCAGCAGUGUACCGGGGUGAGUGUGGAGGGCAGUGACGGUAGCUUUCCUCUGUGUGUGCAAGUCUCCCAGCACACACCCGACCCCUCCACACCUGCUGCCUCGAACACACCCGCUCUGGACCUUGAUAUCCUGGUCUUCUCCAACAUCAGCGGCUUGGUGGUGCUGGACGCUGCAGGGAACAUCACCGACUACAACUACAACUUCACGCACUUCCUCUUCGGGUACGGACAAGGAGAGCUGGAGAAGAAGAGCAUCACACACCUCAUCCCCACCUUCUACGAGGACAUGGGGCAGGGGCAGGAGUUUGCCUUUGAGGACGAGGUGUCCACGGGGAGCUACUGGGAAGAGGAGAAGGAGGAGACGGAGGAGAGCGAGAGGCAGACUACAACCAGGAAGGAAGCCGAGGAUGUCCAGAAUGAAAAUGAGAAGGUUGAGAGACAAGGCAAGUCACCCAAACCAGCACCUGAACAGAACAAACCCAGCAACAACACCAUCAACACCACCACCACCGCCGCCACCACACCACACACCCAGGCCAUGAGGGACAUCACCAACUCCCUCAACUCGGUGGACCUCAAGCCACAACAGUGCCUCUACAACACCUGGGUGGACGACAAGGGUAUGGAGGGGGAGGUGAAGCCAUCAGUGGUGGGGGGCGUCAUCACCUCCACACCCUCUGCCCCCUCCAAGCGGUGCCCCCCGAACGCCAGGCCCCCCGUCACCACCACCAUCACAAUCCCCAUAGAGCAAGGCACAUUCUUUGGCACUGGCAGGCACAGGGACGGCUCAGACCUAAGACUCAUCUACCAAAUAAGACGCGUGGAGGUGGAGGACAAUGACGAGAAGGAGGAGGAAAUCAGCGAAAAGGAGCUCAAUAAAGAAGUAGGAGAAGGACGCACCUCCACCUAUUACUACAUGUGGAUCCUGAACGACAAGGAUGGGAUGAUGGAUGAUGCGCCCUCCACCCUGGACCUCACCCGCGCCUCACUCCACGACACCACAGAACCCUCGCUUGGCCAUGCCAUCGCUAGGAAGGCACAGCAACAAGAGAAACAGCAACAGGAGGAGGAGGAUGAGCAACACAAACAGAAGAACAGAAAGAACAAGAAGAAAACAAAGGAGGAGGAGGAGGAAGAGGAUGACGAGGCAGGGGACGAAACGGUAGACUCCUCCUACUGCCCCUCCUUCAGCUCUUCCUCGGAGUGUGAGGGCGACGGGGAGGACCUCAGCCACAGCCAGACCUGCACGGAUGGCAGCUCGGGGGCGGAGUACUCCCUCAACCACUCACGGCGGGGACGACACUCAUCCGCCUCGGCACCAGACGGGGAGAGGGAGCUACAGGAGGAGGGGGAGUACAGCCAACACUACCGGGUGCUGAAGCAGAUCGGGAAGGGUGCGUUUGGGUGUGUCAAGCUUGCCUACCGAUAUUCUGAUACCCUGAUGGUGGUGACCAAGUUCAUCAAGAAGUCCAAGGUGUACCGGGACAGCUGGGUGGACGACAUGCUGCUCGGUCGACGGGUGCCCCUUGAAGUGUCCCUCCUCAUGAGCCUCGACCACCCCAACAUCGUGAAUGUGUUGGACGUCUUCGAGAACGACGACUACUUCCAGCUGGUGAUGGAGAAGCUGGGCUCAGGGAUGGACCUCUUUGAGUUCAUUGACCGCAACCCCAGACUCGAUGAAUUCCUGGCGGCGCAUAUCUUCCGACAGAUCGUGGCCGCCCUCACCUACCUGCACUCCCUCAACAUCAUCCAUCGCGACGUGAAGGAUGAGAACGUGAUCAUGGACAACCGGUUCCAUGUCAAGCUCAUCGACUUUGGCUCCUCGGCGUUCACCUCCCCCGGCAAGGAAUUCUCUCAGUUUGCCGGCACGGUGGAGUACUGCAGCCCCGAGGUUCUCAUGGGCAACAAAUACACAGGCUAUGAGGUGGAGGUGUGGUCUCUGGGCGUGACUCUCUACACCCUCAUGUACUGGGAGAACCCUUUCUAUGACGUGGACGAGAUCAUCAAAGGGGUCCUCAACAUACCCUACGAACACUCCACGGAGCUGACGUCACUCCUGAAGGGCAUGAUGGAGAAGGACAUCCAGACCCGCCUCACCCUGGCCCAGGUGGAGCAGCACCCCUGGACGCAGCUCCCCUGUAACCCCGAGAGCUACGUCUUCCAUCGCGUGGUGCCCUGCACCAAGAUGGAGCGUAACCCCAAGCACUACCUCAAAGACUACCUGAAUCUCACCAACGACGACAUCGCCAACUCAAGCAGCUUCCUGGACGAGGACGGAGUGCCCACCAACCGCGCCAUCACCCCCAUGCCGACCUCCCCCUACCAGUCCUUCCGCCGCACCACCUCCGCCACAACCCCGCGCCGCCCCACCCACUCCGGCAUAACCCAUGAGAGGUUAUGGUCGGCCAACCCCCUCAGCAUGCAUCCCCCGCCAGAGGAGGGCAACCUUCUGUACUGCCGCACCCCCAGCGUCACCUGCUCCACGCACUCCCGGGCCUCCACUGCACACUCCCUCUCCUCCAUCAAGAGCACCAUCACCGUGGACUCCGCCUCUUUCUCCGGCCCCUCCUCCUCCUCCCCCUCCUGCUCCUCUGCCACCCCCUCUUCCGCCACCUCCCCCUCCACCACCCCCACCACCGCCACCGCCUCAGAGUGGGCCAACACGCAGCUCAAGUCCGCCUGUGCCUCCUCCACCUGCCAGGGCUCCUCCACGCCUCUGUCGGAUAGCACACCCAGCUCAGGUUCUCCUGGCAGCCACGACACCCCUGAGAUAGGCCCCCUGAGCCCCUCCCCCACCAGCACCUCCUCCUUUCGACACUCCAGCAGAAGGGAGCUGAGGGAGGGCUGCGGACGGGGCUGUCACCACCACCACCAGUGUGAGUCAUGUUGUGAGGACCGGAGUGAGGCGCCACACACCACCAAGGACGCCUCGUACUGUGAGGACAGAAUCACCAGCUGGAGGGACAACACUUCAAGGUCCACCUCGUCGUCACAGCGAAGGAGGAGCAAGCAAAGUUUCCUCGCAUCCUUGUUCUCGUACUCUUCUUCAUCAUCUUCCUCGUCAUCCUCUCGUUCUUCCUCCCCCUCCCCCUCCUCAUCCUCGUCCUCAUCCUCCUCCUCUUCCUCCUUUUCAUCCCCGGAAGCCAGCCCACACAAGAGCCCAAAACCAUCGUCAACAUCAGCCUUCAGCGGUGACCCGAUAUUCUACAGUGAACCACUGUCCUUCAGUGACCUGCUCUCCCUCACUGACCUUGACCUGAUGGAGGGGGUUCUGCCUGGCCCCUGUGACCCCCUCUGGGAUGACACCAAUCCUGACAGCCCCUAGUGACUGGUCCCUUCAAGUUGACCUCAUUUUGUUCACACAGGGUCAUACCGCAUUAUAUAUUUUUUUUUACAGUAGCAUAACGUUCAUGAUUCCCAACACAUUUUUAUCAGCCUCCCAUUAUCUUGUUGCUUCUGUCCUUAUUCUUGUAUUGUAUAUAUUUUUAUUCACAAAUUGAAAAUGUUCAUCUCUGCUUUGACUGAGAAUCCAGCCAUUAUUUUUGUAUGGGAGUUGAGACACUGUCAUAGUAUACAUGUUCUUAUCAGGAGGAGCCUGGAGGAGGGGGAGACCUAGGUACUUUUAAAGGAGGAGCAGAGAGGAGGGUGAUCUGAGCCCGGCAAAGACUACGGGACUAUGACGUUGCCUUUUUUACUUAGAAGAAUUGUCAGGGAUGCUAUUUUGUUUCCUUCCAUUUGUUCCCUUUUAGUUUCUACGGGGCAACAUGUACGUAGAGAUCUCCAUCACGAGUCUUGGCUUUCAACUCACCCGCAUGAGUCACCAAAUACCAUGAAACAUAAUAGUAUGCCACGUAUGUAUACUCGGAGGGUACAUUAAGCUGUGUAUGUGUAUAGUCUGAACCUAAUGAGUCAGUGGAUGAGUGAGUGGUCAUUGUCAUCAUCACAAAUGUUUUUAAGUUGUUCAAAAUGCAGUGCCACAAACUUAGUAAUAAUCGUAUACUUACAAACUACUAACGUGUAUCCCUAGCGAGGAGACUCCAUAGACUUAUCACUGGAGGCUUUGACAAAGAAGCCUUGCAUACAUAUACUCUAGUUUUCCAGCCUUUGUGUAGGUGCAAUUCUCAUUAAGCAACAUUUAUAUAGCGUUAAGAGGAAGAGUAACAAUCUCAGUGUGCAUGCAAGGUCACACACACACCACAAGGCCUCACUGUAUGCCUCACCGUAACCCCAACACAGCGUUUCUUAGUCUUUGAGCUUAACGCCUCCUUGAACGUUGGCGCUCAUGUCCCUGUAUCCUUUGAAGUCAUGUUUUUAAAAGUUCCUCAGUGCCCCUCUCAUUUGUGAUAGAUUCAUAAAGAUAAUAUAAAACUUGUGGAUGGUUUACUUAAUUCUGUGUAGAUGUAAGGCAUAAAAAGCAUCAUUAACAAAAUUGAUAAGGAAUUGGUUGUUUGUUGAGAAAGGUCACUUCUUAAACCCAUUCCCAGUGCUGCCAAAACUUGAUCUUGGUCCCGAAAGCUAAGAAACGCUGCCCUAACACAAUCACUCACUUUACCCUUCACCUGUUGCCUUCCCACCCAUCACUUCCACUCCCUUACACCUUCCUCCACCCACCCUCACCUUAGCUCCACAUCACCUUCACCCACUACCUUACCUUAGCUCUCUCUCACCUCACUCACAUCUUCCCCUCACCCACCCCCACCUUAAUUAGCUCUCUCUCACCUCACUCACAUCUUCCCCUCACCCACCCCCACCUUACCCCUCUCUCACCUCACUCUCACAUCUUCCCCUCCUUAUCUUUCACCUUCCCACCCACCAUCACCCUAACACCUUCCUCUACCCACCACCCCCACAUUAACUCUCUCACCUUCCCACUCACCACCUUCACCUUAGCUAUCUCACCUACCCACCCAUCCACCAUCACCUCCUACCCCGCCCACCAACCCACUUUAGCUCUCUCACUGCCCCUUCGUGCCAGCAGAGCCACGGCCGCUACCUUGCCAGCCCAGCAGCCCCGCACACCCUUCACACAGGUAGCCGCAAGAAUGAGUAAGCUGGUCAUGCAACCUCUGUCUCUGUUAGGUCACUGUUUUAUUUUUGUGUGUGUGUGAGCUGGGAGGUCAACAAACAAUGAUAAUGCAAACUCUCGUACAAUUUUGUGUAGCGAUAGGAAGAGCACGCGCUGUAUCCUUGCAAGGCUCUCAUGUUUUAUUUUUAUUUAUUUAUUAUUUUUUUUUAUGCUGAAGGGAAGGCCGUUUUGC
Molecule: messenger RNA, 6533 nt
Organism: Eriocheir sinensis (Chinese mitten crab)
Lineage: Eukaryota; Metazoa; Arthropoda; Malacostraca; Decapoda; Varunidae
Gene: Pask
Exons: 25
Coding region: 458-4600 (1380 amino acids)
Biological process (GO): negative regulation of glycogen biosynthetic process; protein phosphorylation; intracellular signal transduction
Cellular component (GO): cytosol; nucleus; cytoplasm
Molecular function (GO): protein serine/threonine kinase activity; ATP binding
Source: RefSeq, a predicted model, not a curated record